CGCGACCGCGCGCGGGCGGGCGCUCGGCGGCUGCAGAGGUGCGGAGGCCGCCGCGCCGCGCCGCUCCGCUCCGCUCCGCUCGGGCUGUUCCGGGAGUCGGGCGGGGAGCGCGGGCCGAGACCCAGCGGACCGGACGACCUCUCCUUCGUCACUUCCUGCCGGCCCGCUGUUUCCGGAGGGAACGAGAAGCCAGAAAGAAAGAUCACAGCUUUCCCAGACUGGGAGAAAAAAUAUGGAAUGUGGUGUACCACUGACUGACCAUAACCAAAUGAACUGUACCAACAGUAGUUUGAAAGCCAGCGGUUAACAAUUUCUUCAGACUUCAACAUUGUCCGGCGCUUCCCAGAGCAGACUCACUGUUUACAAGAACUCUUGGCCUCCCCAAGUUAGCAACCUCAAAUUUUGUUUAUUUAAAAUAUUUCUGCGAAAGAAAAGUCCCCCAGAGUCCAUUUUCCACCAUGGCCAUGGAUGGGUAUCUGUGGAUGGUCAUUUUGGGUUUCAUUAUUGCUUUCAUCCUGGCGUUUUCAGUUGGUGCAAAUGACGUUGCCAACUCCUUUGGAACUGCGGUAGGCUCUGGCGUGGUGACCCUGAGACAGGCAUGCAUUCUGGCCUCAAUAUUUGAAACUACUGGCUCUGUGCUACUAGGAGCGAAAGUGGGAGAGACCAUCCGGAAAGGCAUCAUUGACGUGAACCUCUACAAUGAGACCGUGGAAACGCUCAUGGCAGGGGAAGUGAGCGCAAUGGUUGGCUCAGCUGUCUGGCAGUUGAUCGCGUCCUUCCUGAGACUCCCAAUCUCAGGGACUCACUGCAUCGUUGGCUCCACCAUCGGCUUCUCGCUUGUGGCGAUUGGCCCGAAAGGAGUGCAGUGGAUGGAACUCGUCAAGAUUGUUGCCUCCUGGUUUAUAUCCCCACUUCUUUCUGGCUUCAUGUCUGGUGUGCUCUUCAUCCUAAUCAGAAUGUUCAUCCUGACAAAGGAGGACCCUGUUCCAAACGGUCUCCAGGCACUGCCCCUGUUUUAUGCUGCUACCAUAGCAAUAAAUGUCUUUUCCAUCAUGUACACAGGAGCACCAGUGCUCGGCCUGUCGCUCCCCAUCUGGGCAAUAGCGCUCAUAUCCUUCGGCGUUGCUCUGCUGUUCGCCUUCUUCGUGUGGCUGUUCGUGUGUCCGUGGAUGAGGAGGAAGAUAGCAGGCAGAUUAGAGAAGGAGAGCGCUCUGUCCCGCGCGUCUGACGAAAGCCUCAGGAAAGUACAAGACACUGAGUCCCCGGGCUUUAAGGAGCUCCCUGGUGCCAAAGCCAGCGAUGACAGCGCUGUCCCCCUCACCAGCCUGGCUGGGGAGGCUGCGGGAGCCUCAGAGAGCACGUCAACAGGGAACCACCCCCGGGCUUCCUAUGGACGGGCACUUUCCAUGACUCACGGCUCUGCAAAGUCACCCAUCUCCAAUGGUACAUUUGGCUUUGAAGGCCACAUGAGGAAUGACGGUCACGUUUAUCAUACUGUACACAAAGACUCGGGGCUCUACAAAGACUUGCUGCACAAAAUUCAUGUAGACAAGGGCUCCGAGGAGAAACCAGCUCAGGAAAACAACUACAGACUGCUUCGGAGAAACAACAGUUACACCUGCUACACGGCAGCCAUCUGUGGCUUGCCAGUACACACCACUUUCAGAGCCUCGGACACCUCCUCUGCCCCCGAGGACAGUGAGAAGCUGGUGGGUGACAGUGUGACCUAUUCCAAGAAGAGGCUCCGCUACGACAGCUACUCCAGCUACUGCAACGCAGUGGCUGAGGCCGAGAUUGAGGCUGAAGAAGGUGGCGUGGAAAUGAGGCUGGCGUCUGAGUUGGCCGACCCUGACCAGCCUCACGAGGACCCCACAGAAGAAGAGAAGGAGGAAAAGGACUCCGCUGAGGUCCACCUGCUCUUCCACUUCCUGCAAGUCCUCACUGCCUGCUUUGGGUCCUUUGCUCAUGGUGGCAAUGAUGUGAGCAAUGCUAUUGGUCCCCUUGUGGCUCUGUGGCUGAUAUACCAACAAGGUGGUGUUACCCAAGAAGCUGCUACUCCAGUCUGGCUGCUCUUUUAUGGGGGAGUUGGCAUUUGCACGGGCCUCUGGGUCUGGGGCAGAAGAGUGAUCCAGACCAUGGGGAAGGAUCUCACGCCUAUCACGCCAUCCAGUGGCUUCACUAUUGAGCUGGCCUCUGCCUUCACCGUGGUGAUCGCCUCCAACAUUGGGCUUCCUGUCAGCACCACGCACUGCAAGGUGGGCUCCGUGGUGGCCGUGGGCUGGAUCCGCUCUCGGAAGGCUGUGGAUUGGCGCCUCUUCCGGAACAUAUUUGUUGCCUGGUUCGUGACUGUGCCUGUGGCUGGACUCUUCAGUGCUGCUAUCAUGGCUCUCCUCAUGUACAUAUGUGGUCUCUUCUCUUCCAGUCGGUAGACGGCUGUAGGGGUGCCCUGAUAUGGCUGUGGUUAACUCACACCUCCCACUCCUGCUUUUUCUGACACAUGCACACCCCUUCCGGGUGGCUUUGUGCCACCCCUGCUUCCCCAGGCCACAGUUCAUCUUCCAGGAUUAACCUACCUACUGUACAUAGUAGCAUACAUCACGCCGAUGCUCUGCGGGCAUGCUGUGCGGUGACUUAGAUAAAUGUGUCUUGUGUACCUAGGAUAGGUAGCAUCUAUCUUAAGCAAGCUCAGAACGAAAGCGGAGGGUAUUGCCUAGACCGCAAGCCUCUGUUAAUUGUAUAUAAUGAUUUCAGUGGUGGCGAGUGUAGAGUAUAAAAUCCUUUUUUAAAUACACUGUAAUAUAAGUGAGAUACAGUAUACGUAAUGCAAACCUGGGCAAGUGCUCGGGCCCUUGUGUGACUGCAUAACCCUGGGACAGGUGUUCACAAAGUGCUUUCUCUGAAGAAUGCGUUCCUGAGCUGUGUCUGAGUUACUAUGUAAUGUAUCACAACUGCUUUUGUAAAUACUGUAACUUUAACGGUAUGCUUCCCUUACACUUUUUUGAUUGGAGAAUUUUGGAAAGUACCAAAGAAAUAGGGGAUAACUUGCCAGUGUUACAUCUUCCCGUUGUUUGUCUCCUUUCCCACCGGCCACGACAGUCAACCUGGUGACAUCAGCCAGGCGAGCUUGGAACUCAGCCACCCACCAGCAGCAGCCAGGUGGCUGCCACACCAGAUACUGGUAAGCUUGUUCAGUGGCCUUUCCCUGUCACCAGCGUGAAUGACAGCAAUGGGGGUGUAGAGUUAGACACUACAUACAUAUCAAGUCCAACUCCGGUGUUUCUCCCUGCCGUGCCCUGCGACCUGCGACCUGAAAAGCAGGAUUCUUGUUGCCUACAUUAAAGCCAGUGAGGCUCUUGAUGGGCUUGGAUGCUGCAAACUCAGGGCGUAGCGGGAAGUACUGGCGAGAACACUGGGCUUGGGGGUUUUAGAGGCCUUUUCUCUGUAGAACAUCCGAGGUUCUCCUGUGGAGCCGCUAUUCUCUUCUGACGGUGGGAGAGAGUCAGGAUGACUAAAAUGUUAAGAGCCUGAAACCAUGGAAAUGCUGCUAAUAUUUUUAUAUUGACAUACAUUUUCACGGUACUUCAUUGUAAUUUUUUCAUUAAUCAAGCAUAUUAAAUUUAUAAUAAAAAAGUGCCCCUCAAAA
Mastomys coucha (southern multimammate mouse) is the source of this 3643-nucleotide messenger RNA. It is a transcript of the gene Slc20a2, whose product is annotated as solute carrier family 20 member 2. Gene Ontology annotation, molecular function: phosphate transmembrane transporter activity. Gene Ontology annotation, cellular component: membrane. The record is from RefSeq and is a predicted model, not a curated record. The transcript is spliced from 11 exons. Gene Ontology annotation, biological process: phosphate ion transmembrane transport. Bases 459 to 2429 code for a protein of 656 amino acids. NCBI's taxonomy places the organism in Eukaryota, Metazoa, Chordata, Mammalia, Rodentia, Muridae.